AUGAAUUCUUGACAUGACAUUGAUAUAGAAGAUAAAAACAAUGAUGAAAAAGCCAAGGAAAGCGCUCAGUGCCUCAUCAGCUGCUCCCUGAAUAAAGACAGAGCCUUUAUCUUUAAUUCUGACCCUGAACUUCAGGAUAUUGAUUGAGCAAUUGAUGAAGUUGUCUCACUUAGUAGCAAGGCUGAGAAGCAGAUCACAGUCGGUAAUUUUAGCAUUAACCAAGAAAUGCUUAGGAAGUUGUUCUCUGUGUUCAAAGCUAAGACAUGUGUCUCAUUGAGCUCCUGCAACAUUAACUUAUCAUCGACUCCUGACUUUGGCUCUGAACUUGAUGGGUGUACCAUCGAAGAACUCCAGUUCAGCAACAUGGAAGAGGCUAAAUAUGGAGACUGGGCCAAUUCAGAAGCAUUUACAAACUUGAUUAAGGGGCUCGCUAAAAAUGAAGCUUUCAAGACCGUUCUGAAGAAGAUCAGGGUUAGCAAGUGCGGACUUGAUGAAAUAAAAAUUAAGGGAAUACUUGAACAAGAAGGUUUCAGCUCUGUAGAUGUACAAAGUUCAUAGAUUCCAUAUUAGAAAAUCUUACUCAAUAGA
This is a messenger RNA of Moneuplotes crassus, 588 nucleotides long. NCBI's taxonomy places the organism in Eukaryota, Ciliophora, Spirotrichea, Euplotida, Euplotidae. The record is from the annotation of a GenBank genome assembly.